CGCGCUUCACAUCACUCCAUCGCCUCUUAUUUUACCCAAAUAUCCUCUUCCCAAUUUCAUUCCAUUUUUCCAAUUAAAAAAACAACAUUAUGGCCUCUCUUCCAAUUGCAUUCUCUCCCGCCGCCGGACGCGUAUUCGCAGCCACCGCGGCCAAAGGCGCCGGCGAAAGCAAGAAAGAAAAGGGCCUUCUUGAUUGGAUCAUCGGCAGCUUGAAUAAGGAUCAGCUUCUUGAAACCGACCCUGUUCUUCAAAAAGUCGAAGGCAAGGACGGUACCUCCGGUAACGGCACCGGCACCGUCCGCGGCCGAAAGAAUUCCGUCCAAAUCCCCCCCAAGAAGAACGGCGGCGUCUUUGGUGGUCUCUUUGCCAAGAAAGACUGACACUGGCGGCGGGGCGGCGGCGCCAUUUCAACUCAUAUAUAAUUUCUUUGUUCUGUUGCCUUUUUUCUUUUCUCAUGUUGCUCUGAUUGAUUAUUUUUCAAUACUAUCUAUGGUUACAUUAUUAA
This is a messenger RNA of Cucumis melo (muskmelon), 505 nucleotides long. RefSeq lists its product as uncharacterized. Gene Ontology annotation, cellular component: chloroplast. The transcript has a single exon. The record is from RefSeq and is a predicted model, not a curated record. Lineage: Eukaryota; Viridiplantae; Streptophyta; Magnoliopsida; Cucurbitales; Cucurbitaceae. The coding region runs from base 90 to 380 and encodes 96 amino acids.